AUGACUGAUGAUGGAGACUCUCGCAUGGAGAUGGAAGAGACCGAUGACCUUUCUUCGGAGCACAUCGAGCAGGUGAUUGAUUGCAGUGACCUUCCAGCACCAGCUGAUGGACAAUAUGGUAGCGAUGAUGAGGAUCAGCAAAGCACCUCUAAUUUUUCCGAUGCUGGUGUGCAUACUGUUGUUGACGAUUCAUCGUGCGCUUUGCAAGCCCAUGCUCAGGAUUGCUUUAGCAUUGCGGUUGUAGCAGAGCGAUGGUUAGCCUCUGGUGGAGAAGAUGAUGUUGCUUUCCUUUGGGAUCAACAAGUGUCCGACUCGGAUCCAGUGACGAAGAUUGAACAUGACGAUUCGGUGACGCAUGUUGCGUUCAACAAUUCGCAAACACUGCUUGCCACUGCUGAUAUGUCGGGAAAAAUCAUCAUUACGCAGUUAUCUGACCUCUCCACCCGUGCCAAGCUCAGUGACUGUAAUGAUAUGGAAUGGACUUGUUGGCAUAAUACAAGUGAUAUCCUUUUCGCUGGUGAUAAGGACGGUAUAGUGUGGAUGUGGCUGAUCGGGCCUUCAGGCGUCGCCCAGUCCAAAGUGUACAGCGGGAAUGGGUCGUCGUGCACAUAUGGUCAACUGCUUCCAGAUGGAAAACGCUUGCUGGCUGGCUACGCUGAUGGUGCAGUAAGUCAGUUACAGCUCUUUUUAUAA
This is a messenger RNA of Cooperia oncophora, 693 nucleotides long. The record is from the annotation of a GenBank genome assembly. NCBI's taxonomy places the organism in Eukaryota, Metazoa, Nematoda, Chromadorea, Rhabditida, Trichostrongylidae.